CUUAUGUAUAAGAACGCGGAUCGGAAUGACGAUGUCAUUCGUCUUGUUGAAAAGUACCAUGGAGAACAUCUACAGGAAACCCAUAAAAGGCUUGGAAUGGAGCAUGAAGAACGUGGAGAUUUGCGUUCGGCUGAAGAGGAGUAUUUGAAGGCCGACGAUAUCAAGGCAGCGAUCAAUAUGUACAGAGAAAAGGAGAUGUGGACUGAUGCAUAUCGCCUGGCGCGGAGUGAAGGUGGUGAACAAGAACAGAAACAGGUACUGCACAGUAACACCCACCUAGGCGGUGAAGCUGGAGUGAAAUUGCUAAACAAGUUUGGCAUGCUCAACGAGGCUAUAGACCACUUCAGUGAGAUUGGGACCUUCGAUUUCGCAUUUGAACUGGCUCGCCUGGGCGCCAAGGAGCGAUUGCCAGGGGUUCAUAUGCGUAUGGCCGUUCAAAUGGAGGAAGAAGGUCGUCUCGAUCAAGCCGCACAGCACUUCAUUGCAGCUGGGAAACCAGCUGAAGCAGUCGCUAUGUAUGUGCAUGAUGGAGACUGGAGGAACGCCGAGCAAAUAGCCAUAGACCAUUCCCCAGAAUCGCUGCCGGAUGUUUUUGUAGCCGAAGCUCGCAAAGCCCUCGAAGAAGACGACACUGCACGAGCAGAAAGCUGCCUUCUGAGAGCAAAUCGGCCCGACAUUAUACUCAAGUACUAUCAGGAAAGCGGAAUGUGGCCUGAUGCUUUACGUAUUGCUAAAGAGUACCUACCGCAUCAGCUGUUACAAUUACAGGAAGAGUUUGAACAAGUCGAGCUGCUAGGAGGUGGUCGCGGCGUCAGUUCAUUACUUGCACAAGGUCGAGCUUUCGAAGAACAUCGGGACUGGGUCGAUUAUUCAGCUACAGACGACGAGACAGUAAUCAACACUGCGCUAAUGAAAAGCGCUGAUUUAGCAUUACGAUUCCUAGCAAAUUCAGAUGAAGAGAUUGUAUUAAAAGUCGUCGAGGCGCUAGAAGCUCACAAAGACUAUGGAAAGAUGGCCGAAUUGUUGCUAGCCAUCGGACAAAAUAGACAGGCCGUCAUGGCGUUGGCUAGGGCUCAGCAAUGGUCAAAAGCUAAGCAGGUAGCUAGCGAGUUUGUUCCUGAGAUGGUAUCAGAAGUUGAGGCUCAGUACAAAGAAUGGCUCACGAAGGAGGGCCGAGUUGGUGAGCUGAUAGACGUUGAUGUCAUCUCUGCCAUCGAUCUUCUGAUCGCCAAGGGACAAUGGGAUAAGGCUCUGGAUGCAGCUAGGCAACAGAAGCACAAACCUCUACUCGAAAAAUACGUGGCCCAGUAUGCAGCUGAAUUGCUGUCACAAAAUCACAUCGACCUCAUGCUGAACGUUUUCGAAAAAUACGGCGCAUCAUCGAAUCCAGCCAAUUUCAACCUUUAUAAGGCUAUUGUGGACAAGAUUGUGUCACAGUCAUUCAGCAGUCCUUCAGAGGAAUAUUCUCGACUCAGUCCUGUACGAAACCUCUUUCUUUCGGUAUACGAGUUACUUGUCAAAGAGAACUCUGAAAGUCGGCAUAUCUUCGAAAGAUACGUCCAUGCUCUUCAUCUUAUGACAAUUCGAUGCGACGCCUCACUUGUUGAUUAUUCUGCCUUCGAAGGUACUGACAUCCCAUCGGAAGUACCUCUACCUGAGUCUUCAUGGAUUGAGGGUUCUGUACACGAAGAAGUGAAGGAAUGGGUGCUAGCCACCUCAGUGGACGAUGGCGCCUCUCGAGAUCUUAAACUGGACUCUCGUGGUCUAUUUGAAGCCACAAUUGAAGCUAAUGGUCAGAAAUGGCCUGAGUGUAUCAUUACAGGUUAUCCAAUCACGAGAACUCGCGUCGAUUUUGGCGACCUCAGCGCUGACAAGGACAAUCUCAAUCGAUUUUUGAUUGCCAUCAAGACGAAUCCUACCGAUCAACUUAUCAAUGUGCAGGAGUUCAUGUCGAAGUGGGCUCACGCUCCAUUAAACAUGUCCCUUUGA
Messenger RNA from Haemonchus placei, 1989 nucleotides. The record is from the annotation of a GenBank genome assembly. NCBI's taxonomy places the organism in Eukaryota, Metazoa, Nematoda, Chromadorea, Rhabditida, Trichostrongylidae.